AUUAAAAAUUUACGGAUACAAACAAGAUUGCAAAUAUCUAAAGGUUUGUACUUGAAUUUGUUUAUUUUCUCUUUGGAUCUCUGCUUUCAAGUCAGAAACUUUGAGAACUCUGUUUUGAAUUCACUUACCAAAAGCUAUGGCGUCUACUUCAACGUCGUCUUUAAUGGCUUCUAGAACUGUAAUCUCCAGAACAGCUCUGUUUUUCUCCUCACCGGGGAUAGUCAAUAGGAGUUUCUUAUCAUUCACGCCAGCUUCUCCUUCCGUUAAGCCGCUUAGGACAAGAUCUUCAAAUGCCACGAAGUUGGAUGAGGUAACCAGCAGUCUAGACGAAGAUAUGGACCAGAUUCGACGGUUGCAAAACGGUUCUGAUGUGAGAGGAGUCGCAUUGGAAGGAGAGAAAGGCAGAACGGUUGACCUAACCCCUGCAGCCGUAGAAGCAAUAGCAGAGAGCUUUGGAGAAUGGGUUGCGGCAAAUGAGGGUAACGGUAACGGUGUCAUUAAGGUUUCUCUAGGACGGGAUCCACGUGUUUCCGGUGGAAAGUUAAGUACAGCCAUUUUCGCCGGGUUAGGUCGUGCAGGGUGUUUAGCUUUUGACAUGGGUUUAGCCACUACUCCAGCUUGCUUCAUGAGCACGUUACUGUCUCCAUUCGAAUACGACGCUUCAAUUAUGAUGACGGCUUCUCAUUUACCAUAUACAAGAAAUGGACUCAAGUUCUUUACCAAGAGAGGAGGCUUAACGUCUCCUGAAGUGGAGAAGAUAUGCGAUUUAGCUGCGCGAAAGUACGCUACUAGGCAGACUAAAGUCUCUACACUGAUCAGAACUCGACCGAAGCAAGUUGAUUUCAUGAGUGCUUACUCUAAGCAUCUUCGAGAAAUCAUUAAAGAGAGAAUCAAUCACCCUGAACACUACGACACUCCUCUCAAAGGAUUUCAGAUAGUUGUGAAUGCGGGUAAUGGGUCAGGAGGGUUCUUCACUUGGGACGUUCUAGACAAGUUAGGAGCAGAUACAUUUGGUUCGCUCUAUCUAAAUCCGGACGGGAUGUUCCCAAAUCACAUUCCUAAUCCGGAAAACAAAGUCGCAAUGUCACACACCCGAGCCGCGGUUCUUGAGAACUCAGCGGAUCUCGGGGUUGUGUUUGACACGGAUGUUGAUAGGAGUGGAGUGGUGGAUAACAAAGGGAAUCCUAUAAAUGGAGACAAACUCAUUGCGCUUAUGUCAUCUAUUGUGCUUAAAGAACAUCCAGGAAGUACAGUAGUAACAGACGCAAGAACGAGUAUGGGGCUAACUAAGUUUAUAACUGAGCGAGGAGGGAGGCACUGUUUGUACAGAGUAGGGUAUAGAAACGUGAUUGACAAGGGAGUAGAGCUGAACAGAGAUGGCAUUGAGACUCAUCUCAUGAUGGAAACUUCAGGACAUGGUGCUGUUAAGGAGAAUCACUUCUUGGACGAUGGUGCAUACAUGGUGGUAAAGAUCAUUAUUGAAAUGGUGAGAAUGAGACUUGCGGGAUCGAAUGAAGGUAUCGGUAGUCUAAUCGAAGAUCUUGAAGAGCCGUUAGAAGCAGCUGAGUUGCGGUUAAAUAUAUUGUCAGAGCCAAGAGAUGCCAAGGCAAAAGGCAUUGAAGCCAUUGAGACUUUUAGGCAAUACAUCGAGGAAGGAAAACUUAAAGGGUGGGAACUGGACUCGUGUGGGGAUUGUUGGGUGAGUGAAGGUUGCUUGGUGGACUCAAAUGACCAUCCAUCUGCAAUUGAUGCUCACAUGUAUAGGGCAAGAGUUAGUGAUGAAGAUAAUGGGGAAGAAUAUGGUUGGGUGCAUAUGAGGCAGAGUAUUCAUAACCCAAACAUUGCUGUUAAUAUGCAAUCAAUGCUUCCUGGUGGAUGUCUCUCCAUGACAAGAGUCUUCAGAGACCAGUUUCUUGAAGCUAGUGGGAUGGCUAGAUUCUUAGAUGUAAGUGACUUCGACGAUUACAUCGGACGUCAAUCUUGAAGGCCAUUUAGUUAAAAUGCAAUAUUUGUAACUAAACCACUACGUAUUGUUUCUUAAAAUUAAAUGCGAACUAUGUAAAUAAAACUUAUAACAUUUGUUGUACAACUGCACUGAAAGCAGAACGACGUGGUAACGUUUGCGAACGAUCA
Molecule: messenger RNA, 2133 nt
Organism: Capsella rubella
Lineage: Eukaryota; Viridiplantae; Streptophyta; Magnoliopsida; Brassicales; Brassicaceae
Product: phosphomannomutase/phosphoglucomutase
Exons: 8
Coding region: 137-1984 (615 amino acids)
Biological process (GO): carbohydrate metabolic process
Cellular component (GO): chloroplast stroma
Molecular function (GO): phosphomannomutase activity
Source: RefSeq, a predicted model, not a curated record